Messenger RNA from Lottia gigantea (owl limpet), 594 nucleotides. RefSeq lists its product as hypothetical. The record is from RefSeq and is a predicted model, not a curated record. Gene Ontology annotation, molecular function: metalloendopeptidase activity; single-stranded DNA binding; polyubiquitin modification-dependent protein binding. The annotation marks the transcript as partial. Gene Ontology annotation, biological process: DNA damage response. NCBI's taxonomy places the organism in Eukaryota, Metazoa, Mollusca, Gastropoda, Lottiidae. Gene Ontology annotation, cellular component: nucleus. The transcript has 5 exons.
UCUCUUGUCGAUGAGUUUUGGGAACUCUCUGAUCCCAAUCCUGAUAUCAGAGCUCUGUUUCUGCAGUUUAAUGAGAGAUUUUUCUGGGGUAGAUUGUCUGGGAUCGAAGUGAAAUGGAGCCCUAGAAUGACAAGUUGUGCUGGUAUAUGUUGCUAUGAAGGAAGGGGUGGACUAUGUUCUGUUAGAUUAAGUACGCCAUUGUUGAAACUAAGACCAAGAAAAGACCUGGUGGAGACUCUGUUGCAUGAGAUGAUACAUGCCUAUUUAUUUGUAACAGAAAAUAACAAGGAUCGUGACGGCCAUGGACCUGAGUUCCAUAAACAUAUGUACAGAAUCAAUGCAGAAACUGGUACCAAUAUUUCUGUUUAUCAUACCUUCCAUGAUGAAGUGGAACUCUAUAAAACACAUUGGUGGAAAUGUAACGGGCCCUGUCAAAAACGACAUCCAUAUUAUGGUAUGGUGAAGAGAUCAAUGAACAGAGCUCCGUCUAAAAACGACACCUGGUGGGACGAACAUCAGAAGACUUGUGGAGGGACAUAUACUAAAGUUAAAGAACCUGAGGGAUUCGGACAGAAGAAGAAAGGUGGCAAGAAU